CUCCCAGUGGCUUCUCCUCACCCCUCCCUCUGCUUAUUCUAAUAAGCGGUAAAUGUCAGCGGGGAGGCGUCAGAGCGGCAGGCCGUGUUGCUGCGAUGAUUAUCCCGCCGCUCCCAGGCUCCGGGCGGACACAUUUGCAGUCUCCAGGUGGCGAGAUGAUGCCGAUGCUGGACACCAUGGAGGUGCCGAACCACGCCAAGCAGCUCCUCCUGCAGCUCAACCGGCAGCGGACCAAGGGCUUCUUAUGCGACGUGAUCAUCGUGGUGCAGAACGCGCUGUUCCGGGCCCACAAGAACAUCCUGGCGGCCAGCAGCGUCUACCUGAAGUCAUUGGUGGUUCACGACAACCUGGUGAACCUGGACCCGGAGAUGGUGAGUCCCGGCACCUUCCGCACCGUGCUGGACUACAUCUACACCGGCCGCCUCAACGAGUACGAGCAGGGCAACGAACAGAGCCUGGGGGCCAUUCUGGCCGCCGCCAGCUACCUGCAGCUGCCCGACCUGGUCGCCCUCUGCAAGAAGAGACUCAAACGCAACGGCAGCUAUUUGCACAUCAGGAGCGGCCUCUCGUCCUACGGCAAACUGGCGCGGGGUCUCCGCACCGCCACCCCCGUCAUCCAGUCCUGUUACUCGGUGCCACCACGGCUGAUGGACGGGCAGCCCCUGCACACCAUCAACACGAACUCAGGGGAGCUGUACGCCCCGCCUUCUCACGGGAACCGGCUGCCGGACCAGGCGGCGUCGCAGCUGCUGGGCCUCGACCUGUCCAAGCGGAGCCCGCAGGGCGAGGCGCACUCUGGCGACUCCAGGCAGACCAGCCCGCCGGCGGGCGGAGCACACGUGGCCAACGGGGCCUUGGGCAAGGAGCAGGCGGGCGGCGGCCUCCACCCCAUGGAGACGGACGAGGUGCUGGGGCCGGAGGUCGGCAUGUACCGGAGCGGCCUGGGGAAGGGGCAGGACGAGGUGUGCCACUGGUUCAAGCAGGAGCCGUUGCCCUCCUUCCUGGACGAGUGCCAACGGGAGAAGGGGGCGAGGGGAGAGCGGCAGGAGCACAGGGGGGAGGUGGGGGCGGGAGGCCCGGUGCUGCCGCCGCACCCUCCCCCGUCAGCCCGCUACCAGAGGUUAGGCUGCGAGGAGGCGGAGGACGAGAAGAGCAGCAGCGAGGAGACGAGCAGCGACGAGCCGGGCGCGUCCGGAGCCGCCGACCGCUACCAGUGCGGUCACCUGGGCUACGAGCCCGAGCACUUUGGCGACAACCUGUACGUCUGCAUCCCGUGCGGCAAAGGCUUCCCCAGCUCGGAGCAGCUGAACGCACACGUGGAGAGCCACACCGAGGACGACCUGUUCCACAAGGAUCUGGCCGAACCGCCCGCCCCCUUCGCCGACAAGCCGAGCGAGCUGGUGCGGCCCUACCGCUGUUCCAGCUGCGACAAGUCCUACAAGGACCCAGCCACGCUGCGGCAGCAUGAGAAGUCCCACUGGCUCACCCGGCCCUACCCCUGCAACAUUUGCGGCAAGAAGUUCACACAGCGCGGCACCAUGACCCGCCACAUGCGCAGCCACCUGGGCUUGAAGCCGUUCGCCUGCGAGGCGUGUGGGAUGCGCUUCACCCGUCAGUACCGCCUCACCGAGCACAUGCGCAUCCACUCGGGCGAGAAGCCCUACGAGUGCCAGAUCUGCGGCGGCAAGUUCGCCCAGCAGCGCAACCUCAUCAGCCACAUGAAGAUGCACACGGCCGACUGCAAGCCCAAGCUGGACUUCGGCGAUGGCGUCUACCCGCUGGCCAAGUUCGCCGCCGCGCACCUGGGCUUGAGCCAGGACAAGGCGGUGGAGAUCCUAAGCCAGGGCGGGCAGCUGGGGCACGAAUCAUACCCCCCGCCCUAGGGCGCCUGUCCUCCCCUCGCCGUGGCCUUCACCCCCGGCCCCAGCCCGCACAGGGAGUGGUGGGCGGGACUGUGCGGCCCAGGCCGAUAUUUGCCUUAUGGUUUGAACUGUACAAUGUGAGCACCCGGGGAGCUCCCAGCCGGCUCCCUCCAUACACAGCACCUCAACCCACGCCACUGAGCCGAGCCGCCCCACCAUCCCAGUAGGCGGGACCUUUGUUUAAUCGCUUUCACCAGUUUAUAUUCGAAAUGUUUCUGAAAAAUGUCCGUGUGAUUUCUAAACUUUAUCCUGGGACAAAACCACUAAAGCCCACGCCGCCUCGCCGCUGUCCGCCUGGCUCUCCCUCGCCAGGUGGUGAUGCCGGGCGCGUAUAUAUUCAGCACACCAGCUUUCAACUCCACACUGUGACUGCGACAACGCCGGCCCGGGGCACCGCCACCCCCGGACAGGUGGCACCGCCGCGCCUUCCUCCACAGUCGCCCUGAAGGAACCUGCUCUAAUGUAGAGACACUCCCCGGUGAGAUGGACACAACUUGCGGGUGGAUUCCUGGUAUCGCAGGGCGAAUGCCUUAAGGAUUGGAGAUGACAGCGCGGAGCGGGGAUGAUGAUGGGUCCUUAACUAACCACGGGAUAAAGUUGGAAAGUCCAGGUCGGUUAUUAAGUCACUUAUUAAAUGCAGUAUUUUAGCAUGAGCUGCAACUUGCCAGUAUGGUUACUUCUGUGUUUUUUGUUUGCAGGGAUUUGUAAAGAUUUCCUAUUUUGUAUGUCCUAUUGGAUUUGGGUGGGAUGCAUGUCCAAUGUGAUUGCUGUGGCGAGUGUCAAACACACGCUCUGUAAAUUAACUAGAACCAAAGUCAGUCCGUGCAGACACCGACCCAAAUAUAUUUUUUAAGAAAACAAAAUUUAAAAAGCCAAAAUACAAUUAAUUCACAACGUUGCAAUACAAAACAGUAUUUUUAUAAAUGUUUUUUGCAUUAAAAUGAAUGUAUUUAUUGCAUGUAUUUGUACUGUGUUUAUUUUAAAUCAGUCUGUAUAAAAUGCUUCGAUGGGAUAAUGUUUCUAUAAUUGUAUUUUUGUAAAUCAGCAAAACCAAAACUUUUCACCGUGAAACUGGUUUCUAUAAAACACCAAAUAUCAAUUAAAACGUUACAGACGUG
This is a messenger RNA of Amblyraja radiata (thorny skate), 3040 nucleotides long. It is a transcript of the gene hic1, whose product is annotated as hypermethylated in cancer 1. The transcript has 2 exons. The record is from RefSeq and is a predicted model, not a curated record. Gene Ontology annotation, biological process: regulation of transcription by RNA polymerase II. Gene Ontology annotation, cellular component: nucleus. NCBI's taxonomy places the organism in Eukaryota, Metazoa, Chordata, Chondrichthyes, Rajiformes, Rajidae. Gene Ontology annotation, molecular function: DNA-binding transcription factor activity, RNA polymerase II-specific; protein binding. The coding region runs from base 96 to 1883 and encodes 595 amino acids.